Messenger RNA from Astyanax mexicanus (Mexican tetra), 14611 nucleotides. It is a transcript of the gene wnk2, whose product is annotated as WNK lysine deficient protein kinase 2. Gene Ontology annotation, biological process: positive regulation of potassium ion import across plasma membrane; monoatomic ion homeostasis; negative regulation of sodium ion transport. Lineage: Eukaryota; Metazoa; Chordata; Actinopteri; Characiformes; Acestrorhamphidae. Bases 342 to 8462 code for a protein of 2706 amino acids. Gene Ontology annotation, cellular component: cytosol; cytoplasm. The record is from RefSeq and is a predicted model, not a curated record. The transcript has 33 exons. Gene Ontology annotation, molecular function: ATP binding; chloride channel inhibitor activity; protein serine/threonine kinase activity.
CGGGCGGCCGCAGCGCUGCGUGCUGGUAAAGGUUCCGCCCGAACCCAGAGAGCAGAGCCGCGCUACUGACCGGAGCCGCAGCGGGAGACCGGAGAGCAGAGAGCCGGGCCGGGAGCGCUGAGGCCGGGCGGAGCGGCGCGGGGAGUCGCGCGUGGUGUGAAGAUUAUUACAGUGUGUGUGUGAGUGAGAGAGAGAGUGUGUUAUGUGUGUGUUGAAGAUGCAGGACUUUAGCAGCAGGUGCAUGCACCUCUGCGCCCGGCCGGCGCGAGCCCUGACCCACAGACUGAAGGUGAUACACCUGUGAAAGAGAACAUCAUAAAUCCAACCCAGAGAGCCGACCAAUGGCGUCGGGCCACGCCGAGUCGGUGCGCCGCAGGUUCAUCCGCACGAACCUCUGGUUCUCCGAGUCUGAGGACCAGGGGCCCGAGAGCCCGGACGGGGCCCCUGCGGGUGAUAAACCCUGUUCAGCUGGAAGGUGCGACGCUGUAGGAGAUGAGGAACCACAACAACAACAGCAGCAGGAGGAUCAUCAGGAGGUUCAGCAGGAGGUUCAACAGGAAGUUCAGCUGGAGGAGCAGCAGGUGAAGCCAGAGCAGCAGGAGGAGCAGGAGAGGAAGGAUAAAGCUGAUGAUGAAGAGGCUCGGGAAAAAGCCUCCAGCACCGGCGGAAAGGCCGGGAGCGAGGAGGAGGCGGAGGCGGAGGUGAAGGCGGUGUGCACGUCUCCAGGAGGACGAUUCCUCAAGUUUGACAUCGAGCUCGGCAGGGGUUCCUUCAAGAGCGUCUACAAGGGUCUGGACACGGACACGUGGGUGGAGGUGGCCUGGUGCGAGCUACAGGACCGAAAGCUGUCCAAAGUGGAGCGUCAGAGGUUUAAGGAGGAGGCUGAGAUGCUGAAGGGUCUCCAGCACCCCAACAUCGUCCGGUUCUACGAUUUCUGGGAGUCUCCAGUUAAAGGGAAGAAGUGCAUCGUCCUGGUGACCGAGCUCAUGACGUCAGGAACACUGAAAACCUACCUGAAGCGGUUUAAAGUGAUGAAGCCGAAGGUUCUGCGCAGCUGGUGCCGACAGAUCCUCAAGGGUCUUCACUUCCUGCACACACGGACCCCUCCCAUCAUCCACCGGGACUUAAAGUGUGACAACAUCUUCAUCACCGGCCCGACCGGCUCGGUGAAGAUCGGGGACCUCGGCCUGGCCACGCUGAAGAGAACCUCCUUCGCCAAAAGCGUCAUCGGCACUCCUGAGUUCAUGGCUCCGGAGAUGUAUGAGGAGCACUAUGACGAGGCUGUGGACGUCUACGCGUUUGGGAUGUGCAUGCUGGAGAUGGCCACGUCCGAGUAUCCGUACUCAGAGUGUCAGAACGCUGCUCAGAUCUACCGCAAAGUCACCAGCGGUGUGAAGCCGGCCAGCUACAGUAAGGUUACAGUACCUGAGAUUAAGGAGAUCAUAGGGGAGUGUAUUCGGCAUCGCUGGGAGGAGAGAUACUCUAUAAAGGAGCUGCUGAAUCACGCGUUCUUCGCAGAGGACACCGGCGUCAGGGUGGAGCUCGCUGAGGAAGACGAUGGUAAGAAGAUGACGAUCGGUCUCAGGCUGUGGGUGGAGGAUCAGAAGAAGCUGAAAGGGAAAUAUAAAGACAGCGGGGCCAUCGAGUUCACGUUCGACCUGGAGAAAGAGGCGCCCGACACCGUCGCCCAGGAAAUGGUGGACUCGGGCCUCUUCUUGGAGUGUGAUGUGAAGCUGGUGAGCAAGUCGAUACGGGACCGGGUGGCUCUGAUAAAGUGGCGAAGGGAACGGAUCGUCACUGGUGGUGAAGGCGAAUCUGUGAGGAAAGGUACCAAGAGCACGAAGCAGAAUCUGCUCCAGGUUCCCUCUGCUGGAUUACCACAAGGUGGCGCUCCUGUCCCUUACACUGAACCAGAGGAGCCUGAAGGCGAGCAGGUCACCCUGCUGUGUACUGUCCCCGCCACGACCUCCGGUACUGCUGCUACUACUGCAGACAGCGCCGUUUCAGACGCUCUGGGUCACCAGCACAGCAUUCCUUACCAGAUCCUUCCAGAUACCGUUUCCACUUCCCAGAUUGUUCUCAGCCCUCCAGCCCCACUUCUGGCACCACUUGCUGCUUCACUACACCAGGAGGCGCAAAUGCAACUGCAGCAUCCCGUGGCCCAGCAAGAGAACACUGUUGCUCAGCUUGGGGCUCCACAGCAGCCCACUGCCCAGUUUCAGCAGACAGGUGGCCUGCUGCAUCAAGAGACCCAGCAACAAUCUGUAAUCCACCUGCAUCCUGGAGCCCAGCAUCAACCUGCUGCACAGUUACUGCUGGGAAUCCAAGCACAGCCUGGUGUCCAGUCAAUGCCAGGUGCUCAGUUGCAUCUGGGGAUCCAGCAACAACCUGCGGCACAGGUCUACCAGGGAUCCCAGCAACAGUCUGUAGCACAGGUGCAACAGGGAGCCUUGCAACAACCUGUGGCACAAGGCUACCAGGGAUCCCAGCAACAACCUGCGGCACAGGGCUACCAGGGAUCCCAGCAACAGUCUGCAGCACAGGUAUACCAGGGAGCCCUGCUACAACCUGUGACACAGGUCCAACAGGGACAGGGAGCCCUGCAACAAUCUGUGGCACAGGUCUACCAAGGAUCCCAGCAACAGCCUGCAGCACAGGUUUACCAAGGAGCCCAGCAACAACCUGCAACACCGGUCCACCAGGCAACCCUACAACAACCUGCAGCACAGGUCUACCAAGGGACCCAAGGGACUCAACAACAGCCUGUGGCCCAGCUGCUUCCAGGGGCUUAUCAGCAAACCACUUCUCAGAUACAAGGAGCUUUUCUGCAGUCCUCUUUGCCGCUACACCAGAGCCUUUACCAGCAGUCUCCUACGCGACAUGGGAGUGUUCCAUGUGAGUCGCAGGAUUCUCUUAUGUCCUAUGAGAGCUUGAUUGGUGCCAGACGUGGCAGUACCUCAUUUCUCGAUACCUUGCAGAAGAGGUCGCACUUGCACAUUCACACAAGUCCACUGACACACCUGCCCUGUAGCUGUCCAAAACAGGAACAUUGUUACAGGGACACGAUACGCGAAAGACUUUCCCCAAGUGCCUUGCCAGAGUCCUUGCCAGAAUUCCUCAAGGAUAACCUGUCUGGGAUAGCUUCUUCUGUGGAAGCUGAAUUGUCUCCUCGAGGCAACCGAGGAAACCUUGAUUCCUGGACUGACUCAGAUCCUAAGCCCCAGACACAAGCCAUGCCCUCAAGCCCUAGGAGCUGUCUUGGCCCAUCGUGCCGUCCACAUUUCUGCCAGGCUUGCGUUGCUCUGCUGUUGAGUGCAAGGACAGGAAGCAGAGGAUCAUUUGACCACAGUUCGACUUGUCCGGUCCACUCAGAUCAAGGCAUCUCUGCUUCCCUAUUCCAUAGAAGUCCAACCCCAACCUCCACAAAUCAUGUGCCAGCACCUUCCCCAAGAAGUUCCCCUCCCUCUUCCUUUGACCUUCAUGCCUCCUUUUCAAAACUCCAAAAGGUAUUGUCUCCCAUUCCCCAGGCUGUACCUUCUUUAGUUCAUAUCACACCCCCUUCUCCCGAACACGUACACUAUUCCUGUUCCAGAAAGUCUCCAAAAUCCUCUCCGUCCCUAAAACGCAAGACCGAAAACGCAACCUCUCCAGUGCACAUACUGAUCCCUUCCCCAGUCAUGUCUCCAAAUUCCCAUAAACACAACAUGUUCUCCUCUUCUUCUGCUGGUCCGUGUUCCCCUGUUAGCCCGUCCUCCUCAGGGGUACAUGGUUUCAGUGCCUCCCGAACUGUAGGGGGCAGUGCAGAUCUAUCUCUUCUCAAUCGCUGCUUACACCACAUCACCAGUCGCCGCACCAGCUCACCAGUACUGCUGGACAGAACGGCAUGGCAGCCAGGGAACAGCCAUGGUGAUUCCAGAUCGUACAGCUUCUCUGUUCCGCAAGAUAACCUCCAGAGCUUGUUGGGAUCAUCGUCCACUCCUACAGACAAGGCAUCUGGCACGACAAUUUCUGUACUUGGACAAGUUCUUAUGCCCACUGCUUCAUUGGCUCAGACCAUGUCUGCUCCAGCUACACCAGCUCCAACUCAUCCAGUAGCUCAGGAGUUUCACCUCUAUCUCCAUCCUGCAGCUUUCCUGUCCCAGACGUUAUCGACUCUGCAGCCAGUCAUAGAGUCGUCUUCUGAAGGCCAGACCCAUCCUCAGCAUCCUCAGCAGACCGUCCACUCCACCGCGCUCCUGCAGCCUCUUCAGAUCUCCACACAGUUCCCUUCGCCAUACCCUGUUCUGCCAACAGGGGGCACUCCUGCUGGAAGUGAGGCGAUGCCCUUUUCCCCUGUCCCGUACUCCUCCCCCUACCCCAGUACCGGUCCUCCUGUACCCUCCCCCUACUACUCCCCCGGCCCCGCCCCCCUGUCUCUCGCCUCCAUACAGCCCCUGCCCUCCAUCCCCGGGGCAGGAACGCCCCAGACCCCCGUAUCUGCACCCAUGGGUAUACCGGCCCCCAUCCCGCUGCUGGGUAUAGCCCUUCCCCCGUCCCUCGUACCUCCACUUUCACAACAGCAGCAACAGCAGCAGGUGUACUCACCUGCUCCUCCUCCAGAGGGCGCUCUCCUUCAGCCCCAACCCCCCCAGUUAACUCUGCCCUUCCCUCAAAUCCCUCCACAGCCUCCGUCCUCCCUUCCUCAGCAGGAGCUCUGUACCUCCACACCGUCUGCACAGGAGGACACCCUGGCCCCGGGCCACGCCGACCCCACCCGCAUCCAGUCUCCUCCACAGAUGGAGGAACCUGAGCUGGAGUUCUCUGCAGCCGGCGGCGUAUCUUGUCCAGCUGCUGCAGACCGAGUUCAGCAGAUCGUCCCUGAGAACGCUGCACUGCAGACUCUGCAGACUCUGCAGCCGGCUGGAACGCAGACAGCAGCUGCUGCAGCCGAAAGCUCCAUACCCAGCAACACUCAGAAGAUCCUGGACCCAACCUCAGUGUACCUCCCCCCUGCACCUGACCACGGCCAGGAGGAGCCGAUACCCAUGCCACUCCCCAUCUACACAUGUGACAGUUUAAAUUCAGAUGCAGCUUCAGGUAAGGAGAUGAGCGAUAGUUACGACGCCGCCGCCAGCGGAGGAAAAGGUGACGGAAAACCCAGAAAACACCAUCGAAAAUCAUCCCGGACCCGAUCACGCCAAGAGAAAACCAACAAACCCAAACUCAGCAUGCUCAACGUUUGUGAUACAGGUGAUAAAAUGGUGGAAUGUCAGCUGGAAACCCAUAACCACAAAAUGGUGACCUUCAAGUUUGAUCUGGACGGAGAUGCACCAGAGGAAAUCGCCACGUACAUGGUGGAGAACGGCUUCAUUCUGCCCAUAGAGAAGGAGAUCUUCAUUGAUCAGCUGAAGGACAUCGUGGACAAAGCUGAGGACAUGCUGAAUGAGGAGGUGGAGGGGGACAGACCGUCUGCCCCGAGAGACGCUCCACUACAGGGACAUUUCCCUGGUGGGGUGGGGGACGAGGCCACAAGAGGACAGAGAGAUGGAGCCCCUCAGCCGGUCUAUCAGCAGAACGUGCUUCAUACUGGAAAGAGGUGGUUUAUUAUCUGCCCUGUGGACGAGCCUCCUGCAGCGUCUCCGGAGGCACCAGCAGAGGGAGCUACAGCCACACAGACGCCCCCAACCAGCGCACUGACUGAUGGGACACUUCCUGUACAGACUGCAGACACUGCUUCAGCACAGCCACUAGAGGGCAGCACUGCAUCUGCUUCUGUCUCUAUAGAUUCAGAAGGCUAUGCUACAGCGCCCCCCUCUGGAGACAGUGAUGCUCAUGGAUUCUGCAGUCCGCUUUCUCUCACCACCACAGACCCGUUAUCUCUGGCUCCGCUCUCUCCGGUGCCCCCUGUGCCGCAGGCUGCCUCUCUUUCAGCGCCGCCCUCCUCCCACCAUCCAGAAGAGGGCGCUGUCCCGGCUGCAGCUCAGCUGCGGGUGCAGGCGGGCGUGGCUCUGAGCGGCUCGCUGACGGUGGACGAAGCUCAGAGUGCCGCUCUCGCGCCGCUCUCGCCGCUCUAUGCCGCCCAGCAGGGGGCAGACCUGGCCUGUGCCACGUCGGUGGCAGAAACUGUGCCCUGCUGCCCCCUCGUCAUGCCCCUCGCCCUGGACGUCACCGCGGGCGUCCCGCAGAUCUCCCCGCUGACCCCCCCUCUACCGCAGGACGUCCCGUCGGCGAGGGAGCAGCUGCAGUCCAUCUCAGAACGGGGUCAGCAUCCUGUCGUCCUUCAGCAACCUUUCUCUGCUGUGGGCGGGGCCAAAGCUCCCUCGCUGCCCCAGAGCCCCGCCCCCUCGCAGCACCAUCUCCCCCCUGGUGAAUCAGAUGGUGAGGGGCGUGGCCGGGUUGGGUUUGUGGACAGUACGAUAAAGACGCUGGACGAGAAGCUGAGGAACCUGCUGUAUCAGGAGUACGCGCCCAUGUACCCCUCAGGGAGCGCCGCCGAGACUCCCGGGUCCGGGACAGAGUACAUCCAGUCCCCACCCGGGCCGGAGAGCGCCACCGGGGGGUCGGGCACCAGCACCCCCAGCCUUAUCGGAGAGGGGCUGAUCCGGGCGGGGGAACAGCUGCCACAGAUUCCAGAGAGAGUGGACAGUCUGAGUGCCCUCAGUGACUCUGCUGUUGGAGUUACAGUAUCAAAGAAACAUGUGAUGCCCCACUCUACCUCCUGCUCCGGCUCCAGGAAUCGCUUUAAGAUGAUUCCUGGUCCUCCUGAUAUUCUGGGCAGGCAGCAGAUAAAGCAGCGGAGUUUGAGCAGCACAGCCUCUCCAGCGCACCCUGGUGGCGGUUUUGUGGAGCACAGCGUUUACCCGGGGCCCAGUGUUCCAGUCAGCACCAUUGGGCGUUUCUCAGUGGUCAGUGCGGAGGAGGAGGAAGUGACCCGCAGGAAACACGGCAGCAGGUAUUCGGCUCCGCCCGAUUUCUACCUGGAUGCUCCGCCCUCCCUGACCAAGCGGGGCUCCCUCCCGCGGGCGCACACCUCCGUCCCGGUGGACGUCCACGCCGCUCGCUUCAUGUCCUCCGACUCGGGGGCGGAGAGCAGCCCCGCCAAGAUGCCUCCCCCCACCCCCUCUCGGCUCAGCCAAUCAGAGAGGAGGGGGAGUGACUUCAUGAAGAGGGCGGUGGCAUUCCUGAGGCGCUCGGGUCGCAGCAGCAGCGUGCAGAGCUCCGACUCCCCCAGCAGGCAGGGCGGCGUUUACGGCUCCUACAUCAGCAGCGAUAACGACUCGGAGAUGGAGGACUCGGAUAUAAAGAACGAGCUGCAGAGACUGAGGGAGAAGCAUAUGAAGGAGAUCACAGAGCUGCAGGCUCACCAGCGUGGAGAAAUCGAGCUGCUCUAUAUGAGGCUGGGUAAAGCGCCCCCUACUGGCCUGGGCCUCACCUCCACCGUGCCCCCGGCCGGACGCAGACGCAAGACCAGCAAGCACAAACUCAAAGCCGGGAAACUCCUGAGUCCUCUGGUCCAGCAGCUCAGAAGCGUGAAGAAAACCAGCGAAAGCAGCAAAUCCGGCGACGCCGCCAAAUACAGUGAGCCGGCUCUAAGUCUGAACGGUUCUCCAGCGCGAGCGUCGGUUCUGUCGGACAGUCGCUCUCGCUCAGGGACGGGUCCUCUCUCCAGCUCUGUAUCUGAACCCGUCCAGACCCAGCAGCCUUGUUCCCUCAAGGGCUCGCUGUCCUCCGAUAACAUCUACGCUGGACUGCAGGGAGAGGGACCUGGAGCUUACAGCCAGCCAGGACAGGGUUGGCCCCCCUGUCCGCAGGCAGCCGAGAGGGUCAGCUAUAAGUCCAGUAAACCUCGCGCUAGAUUCAUCAGUGGGCCACUUUCUCUCUCCAUCUGGUCGACGCUGAAGAGGCUCUGUCUGGGAAAAGAACGUGGCAGCAGAACUGGAGCUCCUCCAGCAGCCAGUAAUCAGCCACAGAUGCCCCCAGGCUCCACCCCCCCUCCCCACCAGCCGGUAGUGGGCCUGGCUCAGGCUCAGACCAACAACAGCAAUAACAAAACCGACCUGUUUCCUGUGGAGCUGCAGCGGCUGGUGGGCACGUGGGUUCAGGAGUCGCGGAGCCCCACGCUCGGCCUUCCCGUCGGCCAGAGGCCCACGUGGACCACGCGAGCCAGGACCAGGAGCACCGGAGGGAUGCCUCCAGGCUCGGCGGCGGUGACAGCAGCCUCCAGGCUUCCUCUCUCGUGGCCCAGAGUUAAUUCUCACACCUCCACUCUGACGGCUGAUCAUCUGCUGGGCUUCCAGGACGGGUUCUCUCUGCACGGCGGCCCUUUCGCAGAGGUCCUGCGGACCCCCAUCUACAUCGCCCGCUGGCCCGCUCUGACUGCACCUCUCAGCCAGGGCGUGCUCACCUUCUCCACCGUGUCUCCGCCCUGGACGGCGCCGUCGUCUCCCCCAGAACCCCCUCGAACCCAGAACAGGACUUUGUAGCAUCUGAAGGGGCUUUCAGCAGCUUUUCAGCCUACAGCUGAGCUCCUCUACAGGAUCACCUACAGCAGCAGUGCUUCCCACACACUCGGGGGCUCCAUACUCUGCACAGCUGUGUGUGUUCUUACUGUUCUAGCAGCUCUGAUUUUACCCCAUAGAACAGGGUUCUUCAUACGGUUCUUCAUAUCCAGUCGUAGAGGUUUAGUGGUCUAAAACUCAUCUGCUGCGCUCAACAGUUACAGACAGUUUAAUCCAGUUGGCUUUGAGUUGGAAAUCACCAAACAGGGCAGAGUUAGAGUUUAGUACUAGGAGAGAGUUAGAGUUGGCGUUAGGCCUAGGUUUAGGGUUAAGGCUAUGUUUAGGGUAGGGUUAGAGUUAAGGGCCAAGGUUAAGGCUAUUUUUAGAGUAGGGUUUCAGUUUAGGGUUAGAGUUAUGGCUGUGUUUAGGGUAGGGUUGGAGUUUAGGGUCAGGCCUAGGUUAGGGUUAAGGCUAUGUUUAGGGUAGGGUUAGAGUUUUGGGUCAGGACAAGUUUAGGGUUAAGGCUGGUUUUAAGGUAGCGUUAGAGUUUAAGGUCAGACCUAUGGUUAGGUUUAAGGCUGUGUUUUGGGUAGGGUUAGAGUUUAGGGUUAGGGUUAAGGCUGGUUUUAAGGUAGCGUUAGAGUUUAAGGUCAGACCUAGGUUAGGUUUAAGGCUGUGUUUGGGGUAGGGUUAGAGUUUAGGGUUAGGGUUAAGGCUGGUUUUAAGGUAGGGUUAGAGUUUAGGGUUAGGCCUAGGUUAGGGUUAAGGCUGUGUUUAAGGUAGGUUUAUGGAUUAGGGUUAGACCUAGUUUAGGGUUAAGGCUAUGUGUAUGGUACAGUUAGAGUUUAGGGUUAGGCCUAGUUUAGGGUUAAGGCUAUGUGUAGGGUAGGGUUAGAGUUUAGGGUUAGGCCUAGUUUAGGGUUAAGGCUAUGUGUAGGGUAGGGUUAGAGUUUAGGGUUAGGCCUAGUUUAGGGUUAAGGCUAUGUGUAGGGUAGGGUUAGAGUUUAGGGUUAGGGUUAAGGCUAUGUGUAAGGUUGAUAAAAGAGUUACAGUACGGUUAAGAUUUAAGGUUUAGGGUAUUUAGAGUUAGGUUAUGAUCAGGGGUGUGGUUUAAGGAUGAGUUUUGAAUUUAUGGUUAGGCCUAGGUUAGGUUUGGGUCGCAGUUUGGGGUUGAUAUUAGGGUUGAGGUAGAGUUAGGAUCCAAGCUUUGAGUUUAAGAAGGAGACAUUGUUAUUAUUUAUAAAUGCGUUAAUCUUUUGCGAUUUCUCGCAAUGCAAAUUAUUGCACCCGUUCCAGGACAAAGUCCUGUCCAUUAGCAAAAACAACCAAUCAGCUUGCUGGUUGUGUAUCGCGUGGAGGAGAAUCAGGGUGCUGGUAGGGAAGCCUCUCUUGCUGUGGAGAUGUGCGCAGGAGCAGCAGCCACAAUAAGUCAGAAAAUCAGUGGGUUUUUUUUGGGCAUUAUUGAUUUAAAUACUAUAAACUAUUCAUGACAUUAACAGAUUUUAUCAGUGAUUUAAAAUAUGUUUCUGAAAUGGCAAUCAGAUGUUUGUAUUCCAGUAUUUUGUUCCCUCAAGAUUAGGUAAGACUAACUUGGCUUGGCUGCCAGGAAUGAAUUUGAGGAACCUGUGAUAGAUAUUGCAGAUAACACUAGCAUGACAUACAGUACUAUAAUAAUAGACAUGCCAAAAGUCAUGGGACAGGAUCCAGUAUUGUGUCCUAUAACUUUUGGCAUGCUUUUGAGAUUUAAUAAUAAUCAUUUAUGAUUGUAUUUCAGUGAAACAAGCAGAGAAACAGAGUUGUUUGUUUGUCUGUUUUAAAUUCACACCAUUUUCAUUUCUAGACAGUUCUAAACUAACAGAAAAAGUGCAAACCUGAGUUUUUAUCUGUGUUAAAUUGUAUUAUCUUAUCAAAUAUAAUUAAUUAUAUUACUAACUACGUACUAAACUCUAUGUAUUUACAUAUUUCUCAUUAAGUCCAAGAGUAAUAAGGGUUAAAAACCAGGGUUUGGUUGUGUUAGAGCAGUAAAAACAUAAAAAAUAAAAUAAUUAUGUGGAUCAUGGAGCCCCCAAGAACUGGGAAUGGGAAUCGCCUGAUUUAGCAUCAUCUAGUCUGGUCUUAUAGGACAUACGAUUAUAUCAGUUUCUUAUGAAAGCAUGUAUUUUAUGGUUGAUGUAAACAGUACGGUAUACAUAAGGUGUAAAUACCCGAUCAUGCCAGUUCACGCUGGAUCAUUGAUGUAUAUUUAGCAUAUGUAUAUUUUUAAGGUGCACUGCGUCACCUGUGUCAUAUAUGUCCAUAAUAAUCCAUGUACAGUGUUAUUGUGUUCUUUUUUUAUUUCUUCAUUAGUUUAUGCUUGCCUGUGUGCAUAGACUUCCCAGUCUUACCAAUAAGAACUGAACCCUUAAUGGUGUUCUGGCGUACGUAGCCUGUAUAUAGCCACUGUAUAUACAGUAUAUAUAUAAAUAUAAAUAUAUAUGAGUGUAUAUAAGCUAAGCCAGUCGUACUGAUAUGUAGCUGAGCCUUUAAUUUAAACUCCAAUAGAGCCGGAUUAAAUGUAAAUACUGUUCAUGUAGAUUCUGAGCUGAGGAAUCUUAUUAUGUAUGUAAAUAAGACAUCGAGAGGUUGUCUCGCCACCAGUAAUGAUAGCAUAAUCACUGUGAAGCCUCAAGACUGACGGUCCCGCGGUCGCCAGAGCUUCAUACCACUCAUUCUGGACUAAGACCCCUGAACUGGACUCUAGAAACGCUAGAAACGCUCAACAAUCUUUUUGUUCGACAACGUUCAACCCUGAGGAAACGGAGAAAUUGGAAACGACUGUUGAAAUUCAGGUGGAGAACCUGCAAAGAGUGCCUUGAACAGCAGUUUUGGAGACUUUGGAUCGUCUGCAAUGUCGUUUCACCAAGAAAAAAGUAAUAUUUAAGGGUUUUUCUCUGAAGUUUUGGGUGAUUUGUACACUACGAAUGGGUGGAAAUGAUGACCUGAAUGUACAUUAUUGAGGUUUUAUCCAACAGUUUUUUUUUUCGACAUUUCAACACAAGUAAAAGGGUUAAGAUGUGAACAAAGUAAUUUAGAGGUUGCCAGAAACACAGUUUUAACAUAGUUUAAGAGUAAUAAGAAGAUACAGGUUAAUAUGUAUAAGUUGACUAAGGUGCUGCCACUAAGAUCCGAGGAGUCCUGUUUGAAUCCUGGCUUAUGCUGUUUGCUAUCAGCAUCAGCAGCCGGAGUCAGAGAGAGUGAGAAAAAGAGAGAGAGAGAGAGAAAGAGCACAAUUGGCUGAGUGGGUAGAUGGUGCUCUCCCACUCUUUUCCCCCUCAUCACUCCUAAUAUAAUGUCAGUCAGCACAGGCGUCUGCCCGGCUAACAAUUUUUGGUUAGUUAAAUUUUUUUUUUUUUUAAACAUUACGAUAAACGUUCUUGGAAUGUUCAGCUAGUCAAGUUUUCUCAAUGUGCGUAGAACAUUUUAGGGUGCUUUCACACCUGAAAGUGCUACAUUGUAUAUAUUUGGUCCGCUUUUUUUUGUUUUUACACUGCAGUUUAUGGAGCGCACCAAAUACCUUUGUGUGAUACUGCUACAUCCUUUCAUCAUCACUUACGUAUCGAUGCGUUUUCCUUAACUUGAUGCUGAUUGGUUUAAGAAGGACAUGCGUCUGACCGUAUUGAUACGUAUUGAUGAUAAUUAAGCCGGUGGUUCAUUCAGUGAGAAGUCUUUCCAGGAUCAGGAUAAAAUGAAUGAACAGAUUCAUUUCGUCUCCAUAGUAAUGCUGCUGCUGUUGUGGGUUAUAUACCAGCAGCAGCAGCAACUUCAGGUAAAGUACUCUGGGUUAUUUCAAAUUCGCCAAACGAAAGUGCUCGUCCUGAAGCAGCUGUAUCGCCGCCGACAGUUAUUUUUCUUCUUCUGCUGCCGUUGUUGAGGAACGCCUGCUCAGCUUCCUGUAAUUGGUCCGAAAGUUGGAACCAUCCAGAAAAGCGCUUUCUCACUGCAGGCGAACCGGACCAUGGUUCAGAAGAUCCGGACCGAGACCACCUCUCUUGGUCGGACCAAAAUCUGGUCCUUUGGUCCGGACCGUGGUUCGCGGCCCCUUUCACACCUGCUACUUUGGUUCGGACCAAACUGAAAAGUCCGAAAGUCCGGCCCAAUAGAGGCAGGUGUGAAAGCACCCUUAUUUAACAUUUUGAAAUAUUCUGUGCCAAUGUCUUUGUUUGAAUUUGUAGUCUUGGGAAUGUUACUUUUAACGUUUCCAUAAUGUUAGCAUUCGCUAGCUUGAAAUGUUUUGUGAGAAACGCUUUAAUAACGUUUUGAUGCAAACCAGUUUAAUGCUACGCUUUUUCAGAACGAUCCUGAAACUUUAUUUCUGUAAUGUUACAGUUUACAGGCUUAAUUUUCUGGAACCUUUUCGAAACGUUGCUAAACAUUGUUUCAACGUUGUCUGUUAGCUGGAUGCUAGCUGUUUCCACAAGUGUGUUGGCUACCCAGUUAUGCUGCAUCAGCUGCAGUUGGAAAAGAGGCGGAGUCUAACUUCACAUGUAUCCAAAUUAUCCAAUUAACUAUAGAUGUGGGUGGGGCAAUUAGCCUUCCAAAUUGGGGAGAACAAAGAGGCAUAGUUAGAGAACAUUAAUCGCUAAAAUAAAGACAAGAUAGUCCGCUCAAGAUAGUAAUGAUUUGAUAUUAUUUGCUAAUCUUUAACAUUUAAAACAGUUUAAAACUCAGACGUUCACCAUAAGUGUAAGAAAACAAACCAAAUUUUCACACCAAACCCCCGCUCUAAAUGACUUUAUCUACAGCUGAACCACUGAAUUGUGAGAAAUGUUGAGAAUCUGGUGGGAAUCUCUUUUCCAAGCUUAAAUUGAGCCAUUUUGCACCAUCAGCCAGAUAGUUGUGAUUAUGUAAAAGUGAGAAAUCCAGUGUGUUUAUGUGUUUAAACUCAAACACUGGGAUGUUUGCUGUGUGUACUAUACGUUUUCCAGUCCUGGACCUAAAAACCUAAACCUAGACUGCUCUGCGCUGCUCAUGCAGCUACUGAAGGCUUUGGGAAUUUCUUAGGAAUUCCAGAGCCAGGACUGGGAACCUCUGGUUUUAUACAGCUCUGGAAAAAAGUAAUAAGAGACCACUUAAAAAUUAUGAUUUUUGAACAAAUUGAAAACCUCUGGAAUAUAAUCAAGAGGAAUUUGGAUGAUCACAAGCCAUCAAACCACCAAACUGAACUGCUUAAAGUUAUUGCAUGAAGUUAUCUAAAAGCAGUGUGUAAGACUGGUGGAGGAGAACAUGAUGCCGAGAUGCACUCUUAAAACUUUAUGAAUAUGAACUUGAUUUCUUUGCAUUAUUUAAGGUCUAAAAGCUCUGCAUCUUUUUUGUUAUUUCAGCCAUUUCUCAAACUUAAGUGGUCUUAAUUCUUUCCAGAGCUGUAUAUAUAAUUAACAUAUAUAUAUGUUCAUAGCAAACAAUGUUCUAGGGGGGUUCAAUACGAUGAUUCUAUGAACCUUGUGAUCUUAUAUUUUCAUGCUGCUUUUAACAACACAUAAUUAAGGCUUUGUAUAUAAUAGGCUGCGUGAGUGUGUUUAUGCGUAAACGUGUGUGUGUGUGUGUGUGUGUGUGUGUGUGUGUGUGUGUGUGUGUUUUCUAUACGCAGAAAGCUUUAUUAUGCACAUCUGUCUUUGCAUUUGAAGAAACUGGUCUUUCACACUCCUCUUCCUUUUUAUGCUUCAGAAGUGAUUUAGAUCAGAGUUGUGUUGAGACUAUGCCUUAUUAUUCCACACACCAUCACACACACACACCAUCACACACACACACACACACACACAGCGUGGCGUAUACGAAUGUGCUGUUACACAACACAUGGACUCUGGUGAGGAGUGUGAAGGUGUAGAAAUGUACAGUGUACAGCUGCAGGACUAUUUUAACCACUUCUUCUUCUUCUUCCGGCGUAGAGGACGCUUCAGUACUCCUCCCUGCUCUCGUGUCUUUAGCUAUGCAGACGCUCCCCUGCUUUUAUAUGCUUGCACUAUGAUCUCACCACGCUUCUUACUCUCCUGCCUGCUGCUUGCUCUUCCUGUAUCUGCAGACUAAAGGGCCCGGUCCAGACACUGUAUUUACACGAGCACAAACAUUAAAAACCUCUCCUACUUACUUGCAAGACA